Messenger RNA from Coniosporium apollinis CBS 100218, 2919 nucleotides. RefSeq lists its product as uncharacterized. The record is from RefSeq and is a predicted model, not a curated record. Bases 1 to 2919 code for a protein of 972 amino acids. Gene Ontology annotation, molecular function: protein binding. The transcript is spliced from 4 exons. Lineage: Eukaryota; Fungi; Ascomycota; Dothideomycetes.
AUGGAUUUAAACCAGCAACACGAGGAACAGCAAGGGGAUUCAGACGACCUGCACUAUCUCGCCUCAACAUUGAACCUCGAUCCGUCUUCGCGAACCUUAUCGUGGAGUAAUGAUCGCCAGGCGCCCACACCCAGCGGCGCCUCUCGCCCUUCUCUGUUCUCAUCCGCCUCUGGAUCUCUGUUCUCGUCCGGCCCGUCGGCCUCUGCACAGCUCACGGUAGACGCAGGGAGAGCGGCUUCUCAGCCAGUGUCGCCUCCAGAUGGAUCACGUCCCACAGCCGGCCGUGCCAGCGCCUCUCCCAACAACAGCAGGCGGACUGCUCGGUUUGACGAUGACCGGCCCUCGAUCAUACCUGCCAACACUACAUCGAUCUCACGAGCUGAGAAAGAUGUGGAUGACCCAAAUGCUCCAAGUGACGGAAGAAGGUCACUGGAAAGAAGAGAACACACUACCUUGACCACCCUUAGCCGACUGUUUGCUGCUCAGGCCUCUCUGAACUCCCCAGACCCAUCAAGGACGUCUUCACACAACUAUGCCGUUAGCUCAUUAGCUAGAAGAUCCUCCGAAGGCGCUACACUCCCCGAUCACCUCUACACCCGCGGACUGCUCGCUGGUCGUCAUUCGGACAUCACCGUCAUUGCGUUCGACCACAAGUACAGGCUACAUCGGCUGCUGCUUGACAGGGCACCGUUCUUCACGACAGCCUUGUCCGAGCCAUGGCUCGAAAGUCAGGCGAAGGAGGUCACGCUGCAUCCGGAGGAGAUCGACUCGACCAUCACACAGAACGCAUUCGAACUUGCCAUCAAGCGGCUGUACGGAUGUGACAUCGCUGCUGAGGAAGACGCCGAGGCCAUUGGAUUGUUUGCCACUGGAUGCUGGCUUGAAAUGCAGGAUCUCAUUGACUCGAGUAUUGAUGCCAUUCUGCGUCAGAUGAGCCCGCAGACCUUGUCGCCUCUCGUCAAGUUGGUCACAACAAAUUACUACGGCAGAGCCGGCGAGCGGAUUCUUGCCUCGGCCAAAGCCAUGCUCUGCCGAGACGGCUGGGAAAUGCCUCUGAAGUACUGGGACGACAUACCAGGUGAUACCAUCCGGGAGAUCGUAGGUGGUGACGGCUUCUUCAUCGACAGCGAGUGGGAUCGCUGGGUGCUUGCGAAACGGCUUCUGGACCGCCGCCUCAGACAGAAGGCUGUCGAAGCAGGGCUGAUCGAGCCUGGCAAAAAGAGCAAGAUCCGGGUUCCAGACAUGCUGGGACUCAUGGCAGUCAGGUUUGACACGGUGUACCGCAGAAACGCCGUGGGCUUCGGUCUAGCGACUCCGGACAGCCAUCAUCGCUGGCUAGCUCUCUACACGCACCCAGAGAUCGAGCCGUUGCUGGUAUUGCUGGAUGAAGGCAUCCACUAUGUCCAUCUCGAUUUUGAGCAGCUACAGUACAUUCGUCAGGCACGUGACAUCCUGGGACUUCCUGUAAUGCCGGAACCGGUUAUAACGAAUGCGCUGUGGCAGCAAAUCGAAUUACGACAAAGGGUUGUGAACGCCCGUGACCUCGACUUGGAGCUAGGCCUUAGCAAAGUCGCUGAAGAGCCUGCAACGACGACGAACGCCCGCGACAGCAGCCAGUCUGCGAAGGCUAGUAGCCCGCAAUCGGCAAAGGGCAAGCAGAAGAUGGCGGACACGGUACCAGAGGAAGAGGAAGAUGACAUGGAGUCCGGCAGUUGGGACGCAAACGGAAAGCCACGCAAAUUCUGGAUCCCAAGUACCGAUUGCAACAUCGUCAUGGGCGGCACCGCCGAGCCAGUCGUCACAACCUCGAAUGCCUUCCAACGCCACGCCUCCCGUCUAUCCGCCACACUACAGCCCGAAGACGUGCAAUGGGCGAUGGACUUCGGCACCUCUCCCUCCACCACCGACACAGGCGUGGCCCGCACCUCGACAACCGCGCGCCCCAACUCCUCCAGCGGCUCCACUAUUCCCCUUAAGCCCAUCGCCUACACCCACUUCCCGCCCUUCCGCUUCUCUGCCGAGUUCCCGAACCCCCGCCUUAUCAAAGAGAAAAAGCGCGUCUACUCCCGCACGGUCUUCUACGCCGGCUCCCUCUGGAACAUCUACAUCCAGAAAGUCCGCUCGGCCAAGAACCCCCAGCUAGGCGUCUACCUACACCGCGCCAAGGAGCGCGAGGCCGAAGACGUCAUUGCUGGCUCCGCUGGUGGCCUCGCUCAGGGCACCGUGGAUGAGCGCAUCGGGCUGCUCGAGCGCGAGAUGCUGCUCCGUAGCGAGCGGCGCGAGAGGAGGCGUGGAAGGGGCGUCAGGCCGGAGCAGACGGAUGCGGGACUUGGCGCGGAGGACGACACGUCCGGCAGCGGCGGCGACCCGGACGCGACGCUCGUGUCGACGGGGUCGGCGGGCUCGGCGUCCAGGCCUAGCCUCCUGAGCCGGCGCUUCCAGCAAAGGGCAGCCUCGGCGUCGGACGUCACGCUGCCGGCGCGGCUGUCGAACGUGAAUACAGGCGCACCAUCGGCAGGCAACACGAGCGGCAUGCUCAACUUCCCUAACUUCUCGGACUCGGACGCCGAGGACGGGUCCGGCGACGAGAACACCGGCGGCGGCUCCGACCGUCCCCGCGGCCAGCCUCACCCCAGCGUGAAAACCCUCCCCGCCUACGUCGACGCCCGGCCGACCAUAAAGACCUACUUCAAGAUCUACUCGCCCUCAAAGGGCGGGCGUCUGCUGUCCGUGUACGAGUCCGCGCCGGACAGGUUCAACUUCAGCCAGAGCUGGGGCUGGAAGAGCAGCACGCUGAUGCUGGAGGACGCCACACCUGGCGCGGGCGGGGAGGGGGACAAGGGGAUGGAGGGGAUGUUGGGACAGGGGAAGAGGAAGGAGGGGCGGCUGAGGUUUAUGGUUGUUAUUGGAAACCUGUGA